AUGUCAGUUGACACGAGGACUGCGUUAUCCGCAUCUACUUUCCAACCCAUUGAACCUUCAGUCACUUCCACCUCACCUAGGACUACUAGACCUUCUUCAGGAAGAACAUCAAAGCAGCCAAGUGAGAGGAAGGAUCCCGGCUGGGCUCACUACCUCAGAUCCCGUCUGACAGAAGGGACAAUGACCAACUUGAGCACGCUGUAUGCUAUUCUUGGUGACGAAAACACAAAGGGGAAGAAUCAGGAAGAUAAAACACGUUUGCUCAAGUUGACCAAUUCUGCCUUGGCCAUUCAGAACCAUGAAAAGUACCCAGAUUACUCCAAAAGAUAUUCUGCUAUCACACCCACAACAUUGAACGAGCCUUUGACAAGUUUGCAUGGUACAUUAUUGGGAGAGCUAGAAGGGAUGAACGAGGAAGAUAGAGCACAGGCUAUGAAAGCCUUAUCUUCCGUGCCCAGAAGUCUUUAUCCACAGACCACGAAAGAAGAAACUGCGACGGGAACAGUACCUGGAAGAACAGGUAGAAACACGGGAGAUACAUUGACCCGGCCAACAAAGCCGAAGACGAAACGCGGUGUUUCUUUCGCAGUCGGUACAGCCGGUGGAACAGACACAGAAGAAGCGACCACACGUACACCUGUCACACGAGAACAAACUAUAGAACCCUCCGUAGAGGAAGAUAUCACGCAAAGUCCGACAACUACUGCCGCCCCUAAACCACUGAAGCCCGCCUUGAAACGAACACAAAGUACUCGAGAUCUGACAGGAGACAGCAGACCGAAGACAUCAACAAGGACUCGGCCAACAACAAAUCCGGAGACAACGGCCCCACAAACAACGUCUCCCAGUACCUCGGUCCUGCCAAUCACCACGGACAUUGAUCCGAAAUGGUUGAAAACAUCGCGCUCUCAUUUCAUAACUUAUGCCGGGAAUUAUGGAUUUGACCCCAAUCCGGAAAAAUACCAACACCCCGCCACUGGGCAAACAGGGUGGGAGACGACCAAGGGAGGUAAAUCAAAGUGGCGUACCACACACGCAUUCAAUGAUGGUGCCUAUACCCAGAGACAGGUGGUUUGGGAGGAUAAAGAUGACGAGGAACCAGAGAUCGCAGUGACAAUCCGAUGGGAGAGAGAUGGGAGAGCGACGUUUGUUGCUGAGUGGUAUACCGAAGCAGAUCUAUCUGACGCAUCGGAGGACAAAUUGUAUGCGAAUUUCGAGAAGACGGUUCAGAAGUAUUUCCCUCGAGGUUUGAGGUGGGCGGACUUGCCGGAUAUGGGUGAAGGUUUCACUUUUGCCCAAGGAGGUAAAGUGGAUUGGAAGCAAGUAGCGACUGAAGUGGCGGAGAAUCGAAGAUCGACUCGAACCACAAGGACUCGACGACGAUGA
Molecule: messenger RNA, 1386 nt
Organism: Tremella mesenterica DSM 1558
Lineage: Eukaryota; Fungi; Basidiomycota; Tremellomycetes; Tremellales; Tremellaceae
Exons: 1
Coding region: 1-1386 (461 amino acids)
Source: RefSeq, a predicted model, not a curated record